Pelobates cultripes (western spadefoot toad) is the source of this 26923-nucleotide messenger RNA. The record is from the annotation of a GenBank genome assembly. Lineage: Eukaryota; Metazoa; Chordata; Amphibia; Anura; Pelobatidae.
UUUCACUCUGUGCUCUAUUGGCGCGCGUGUUCGCGGGUCUGCUUUUCUGUGGACUAACUAUCCCGGCAUGCAUUGCGCCACGCCGUUGCCAGGAAUCGAGAUGCUAAUGGCCGCUGAGAUUGGAGGUGUUGAGUAGCCAAAGGUAAUGGCAGAGAUUGUGUCCGCGCACUGUGCUCUCAUAGCCCUGAUGUUACCUGCUGAGGGGAGGAAACCGAGCAUUAUGGGAAGUGUAGUCCGGGCCAGCUGCAGUUCUAUGUAACUGUCCAUUCCAAUGCAGGUUGUGGUAUUGGACACAUAGUGUUUACUUAACAUUCUGUACCUUGUUCUAUAAAGAAUGUUCCAUGUCCUUAGAAUCUAAUACAGUAUGUAUAUUGAUUCUAUCUGAAGCCAGGGUGGGGGCAUGAUACAGACAUACCUGCUCCUCUUCUGAAACCCCUGCAAUAUAUCUGAGUUUAGCAUUUUAAUGCCAAAUUGUAAGACAUAUAAAAAUCCAACCAGUGGUAACUUACUGGUUAAUUAUUUACAUAGCAUGAAUCACCCCCUAUAUUGUGCAUCAUGUUACUGACUGCUGGCAUGGCUGGCAUUGGCAUAUGUAUAAGUAGUUGGCAUGGAGCUCUGUGUGACUGCACAUGGAUACUAACUUCUCUCACCCUAUUUGCAGGCCAUCAUUUGAGACCAAUUAGACGUUUUUGUCAUUGUGCAAGUUAAUCCAUUACCUUGAAUAGAGCUGCUAUUGUCCAAGUUAAAGCCUAAUUACAUGCGCCACUGUACACUGAUAGGCAUUACACUUUGCAUUGAAACAAUUAUUAACAGAGGAGCAGCUAGCCAAAAAUCUGGACUGUACUGCAAGUUCACAGUUUUAUCUGUGCUUACUCGAAGUCCCAGGAAAAAACACAAGUAACUUACAUUGCAAGUUAAAAUAUAUAUGUAAAAAGGCAUUUCCUAGUCUCCUUCAAAACCAAAAUUCAAAACCAAAUUUGAAACUGUAUACCCAAAUAGCUGCAUAGAAAUUAUUUAUCAAAUGAAUCUAUUCAACUUUAAAGUGGCACGGUCAUCCCUGCCCCCAACCACCCCUUGCAAAAUGAGUGUUUCAUACAGAUAAAAUCUUUAUGAAAUACCUUUAUUAACUGUGUUGGAAUUUCACUAAAAUUCCAGCCUAAUCAAAAUAUAUACAAGCAUACCCCGCUUUAUACACUCGCGAGUACAGACAUUCCUGCGCCUCUUCUGUUUGCGAGUGAACAGGAAAUGGAAGGUUCUAUUCUCGCCCGGAGCAGCUCAGUUCAGUGUCUUUGGGGCAAUAACUUUUCACACCUUCUGAUAUGGCACAGGUUAAUCAUCUCAAAUUUAUAAUGUCUACUCCUAGCUGCACAUAUAUUUUUUUUCUGCCCAUACAUUGUCCAUAUUCUGCAAUCGGCUGCCAUCCAGCGAAAGGGUUUACCCUGCCAUUUUCUAUAACUAUGACUUAGCAGCUUAGCUGCAUUAGCCACAAUUCUGAAGAUUCAAAGUUAAACCAUAAAUGCUUAAAGUGAUGAAGAGGGGUUUCUAAACAAAGUCUGUGAAUAAGCUGCUAACAAAUACAAAUUGGCACUGUAUUGACAGAAAAUUGCCCAGUGGGCAGGUUUAUUUUACUUUUACUCCCAGUUUAAGGUUGUCAGAUGAGUAAAACAUUAAAGAUAAAUGGUACAAUCUGGAAUGAGAUUUUUUUUUUUUUUCACUGGAGACCACUAAAGCACACCAUAGUGGUUAAGGUGGUUGAAGUGUUCCUUUAAUUUGUAUUCGUGGUUGUUCAUUUGUAUGUAAGGCCACAUAAUGUUCCUUCUUAUGUAUUCCUUUGUUCACACUUCUACCAGUACAUCCUGCUGACUUUAAAAAGUUGCAAUUUGAGGGGUUCAUUCACAAAACUACAAAUUAUAGGAAACCGUAUUCUAAAUUAUAAAACUGUGGCAAAAAUAGCAGAUUUGGAAACAUUCUCUAAUUCCAGUAUAGUCUCCUAAUAUGCAUUUUUUACUCAUUUUAUUUUUUAAUCUUCUUUUUUCUUGCCAGCUUUUGGAAUGCGGAUUAUGUUUUCCAGAAAAAAACAAACUGCUUGACCACUAGGAUUGUUUUAUGCUCUUGCAAUGUUUGUGCUGGUCAUUUUCUCACUUCUCACCAAUAGAGCGUGUUGCUGAGCAGAAUGGAAUAUCUCCGAACUGAAAAAGAUCAUGGUCAGAAUGGAGAAAGCUGCCAUAUGUUUCCUGUGGCUCUAACCAUCUAUUGACAAGUGUGCAUCGCAAAAUCUAACCAUGGACAGUAAGGUAUGCUGCAUCCACAGCCAAUGAGGGAGAAAUUAGCCUUGAUCAUUACUGCUUGCUUCUUUUGUUUUAUAGUAACAUAGAAUCUGCUGUUGUGGUCAGAUCUAGCAUCUGUUACCAGUGUGUCUAAGAGGUAUGGUAUGAACAGAAUCCUUCACUGGAUAGCAUUCCUACCAUAGUGAUGUUCCCUAUUAAAACAGAACUGUUGCUAAUAAAUGCAAUAGUCUAUAUUUAAGCAACACUCUAAGGUUAAAAAUAAAUAUAUGGAUUUUUAGCUUAGGGCAUUCCUUUAUUGCUUUAGAUUAUGGGCUCACUCUUAUAAAAUUAUGCUAAUAAACUGUAAUCCAGCAGCAGGACGGUCUCUUCCUCUUAGAUCCUCUUAUAUCAGCAUCAUUGAUUAUUAUUUAAUUAUUCUACUUUAUAAAGUGCCUUCACAUUCCCCAGCUUUGUCCUUGGGUACUAUGGUAAAAGUAAAAAGACACAGUAACAUAUAACUUGGAGACAAUACAUUUGACAAAGGAAUACAGGACUAAACAGGGGCCCUAUUCAUCUGGGGCUUUCAAUCUUUUUCAAGAUCUUGAUGAUCAAAGACCAAUACAAUGCUUCUCUUAGAGACGCUUUGAGGACCUACAGUGCUCAUUGCUCUUCACCAGUCCAGUGCUACUCGUAGAGAAACAUUAGAUGCAUUUAGUGGUGUUGCUAUGCGGUGUCUUGCAAUUGGUUAUGGUUUUAAAAGGACACUCUAGGCACUAUACAUUUCUCUUACUAUCUCAUUGAAGGAGUUAUUGUGCCUGGUGUUCUCUAGCACCAUCCCUCCAUUCAAUGUUAAACUAUUUUUUGGUUCAACACUGAAUAAGUUUUCCUUGCUGCGCACUCCCUGGGCCCAUGUUCUGCAUAAGCAGCCUUGCCAUACCUCCAGUGGGGACCGGGCUACAAGAGAUUCAUGGGCCCUUAGUCAACCUUAAACUGUUCAGAUCUAGUGUACACUCAAUGGAGAGACCUUGCCAGUGACUUCAGCCACUACAAUCACUUCAAUGAGAUUAAAUGGUUCUAGUGCUGAUAGUGUCCCUUUAAUCCCUUGAGGACCAAACUUAUGGAAUAAAAGGGAAUCGUGACAUGUCACACAUGUCAUGUGUCCUUAAGGGGUUAAGGAGGAAGUGCCUCUAGUGACUAUCAGUCUGAUAGCCGUCAGAGGAGUGUUCUCUAACAAACGUAAACAUUGCAUUUCAUGUUGCCAGAGAAACAGAACAGCAAGUGGACAGUAAAGUCAUUAAAGCGGCUCUGUCACCUCCUGGAGUUUUUGCAUAAUGGUAAAAUUUUAGCUUGGUUUCAGUGCUGUUGCUUUGGGGUUCAGUGGAAGGUGAGUUUUACUUACGUGAGCCUGUCCCUCACAGCUCUGCCAUAGUCUUCCUGCUGGUCAUCUUCAGCUCCUGGAGCUUCAUCUACAAGGAGCCCACUCGUGCACACGCCUGAGAGUUUAGAACUGAGAUCUAUGGAGGAUCCACCGGAGCCUCCAUAGAUAUUGUUUUGGGAUGAGUGACAGAAUGGCCUAUACCCCUAGUCGUUGCUGCUGAUGGUUGGGGUAACUGGCAAAAGUUGACAAAUGUAUGGAUGCUUCUGGUCAUGUGGAGGAAAGUCCCUACUUUGCUUUGUGUUUUAAGAGAAAUGUAUUGAAAGAAAAGAACAGAUUAAGAGUAAGGAAUAAAAGAGGAACAUAUAGAAGUAAGGUAAGUAUAUGGUACAGAACUGUUUUAAGAAUAUUUCAAUUAAAUGUGUGACAGAUAAAACUGUAUGCAGCCAGUCUGUCAUAUGUAAAAGAUGAAAUGAACUUGAUGUUUUUUUGUAACCUAAAGCAGCACUGUCACUUGUGAUGGUUUUCAUUAAAAUAGAAUCUUUAUGAUAAACUCUGCUUGGGGAUAAAAACAUGGGAACAUAGGGUUAUUGCACAAAAUAAAUAAAAAUAAGUUAAAGUUAAGUUAAAGAUUUUAUGUACUAGAUGCUAGAGCUGCUCCCUUCUCCAACACUAUAGAAAUCAAUACUUAAAAUCUGCCAAAAUUUUUUUCAAAUAUGACCACUUCAGAGGGUGGACAUGCAUGUCCCUAGUGGUAUUAAUACUGUGGCAUUGAUCCUGGAGGGAAGAGCAGUAACUUCAACUAAGCAUAACUUUUAAAACUGUAAAUUUGCUGGCCUUUUUACCUAUUAUAGAUUUCAUUUUUUUAAUGUUUAUUACCAAACACUGACCUUUUAUUCAUACUGUUCAUAGUUGAUGAAAUGCCCAUUUUAAUCCAUCUCUGCUGAAAACAUGCCUCUCCCACAUUGCAGCACAUUUAGUAUGGCAACAUGCUUUUUAACGUGAAAUCCUCUUUUCAGGUAGCAAAUGGCACUGUGCUGAACACUGAUGUGUCCGAAGUAAAUACUGAUUUCCUUCCAGCUCUGAAAUCACUUCCAGUAAGUACUGGUUGGUAAUUGUAACUGUGUAUGAGCUGAGCAAAGUUACUUUUGAUGUGUUCACUUCUUUGUUCUUAAAGGACCACUAUAGUGCCAGGAAAACAUACUCGUUUUCCUGGCACUAUAGUGCCCUGAGGGUGCCCCCGCCCGGCUCUGGAAAGGGGAAAAGGGGUUAAACUUACCUUUUUCCAGCGCUGGGCGGGGAGCUCUCCUCCUCCGAUCCUCCUCCGCUCCUCCUCCUGGCUGAAUGCGCACGCGGCAAGAGCCGCGCGAUUCAGCGGUCAUAGGAAAGCAUUCAUAAUGCUUUCCUAUGGACGCUUGCGUGCUCUCACCGUGAAAAUCACAGUGAGAAGCACGCAAGCGCCUCUAGUGGCUGUCAAUGAGACAGCCACUAGAGGAUUAGGGGGAAGGCUUAACCCAUUCAUAAACAUAGCAGUUUCUCUGAAACUGCUAUGUUUAUGAAAAAAUGGGUUAACCCAAGCUGGACCAGGCACCCAGACCACUUCAUUAAGCUGAAGUGGUCUGGGUGCCUAGAGUGGUCCUUUAACUACCUUCUGACACCCACUGCUAAUCAUCAGCUAUUAUAGUGCUCAUUAUCUCAAUGCAUUACAUGUUAUUUUUACUAUGUUUCUUCAUGAACACUAUUCCCAUGGCCUGGUCAUUUGGCCAAUAACUACAUUGUGCAUUGGGUAUCCAUUAAAGGGACACUAUAGGCACCCAGACCACUUUAGCUCAUUGAAGUGGUCUGGGUGCAGUGCCCCUGCCAGUUUAACCCAACAAUUGUAAUUAUUGCAGUUAUUCAUAAAGUGCAAUAAUUAACUUGCAGGGUUAACUCCACCUCUACCGGCUGUCUACUAGGCAGCCACUAGAGGGACUUCCAGGUUGUUAGGCGACUUUUGGUAGCUUUACUGACACUGGACAACCUCACGCUCUGCAUGAGGUCAUCCAGGGUCAGCUAAAACCCCCUUAGUAGUAGUGAUUUAAUGCUUUCUUAUGGAGUAGUCCUAAUGCAAUUGAGGUGCAUUAGGCCCCCCCUUUCGGCUGACGUCGGUGGAGCGUGACCCAGCACUUAAGGACAUGGGAACUGGAAUCAGAUAAGUGACAGUGACAAAAGUUUUUUUUUUUUUUUUUUUACUCUUUCAAUGCAGCAGGUGGGGGUGUGAGGGAAGGGGCACUAUUAAGUAUUAUAGUGCCAGAAAUACAACUUUGUAUUUCUAGAACUAUAGUUGUGCCAUUACCCCAAAUUCAUGUUGCUUCCUCCCUACCAGCUUUUGAACACCAUACUCUAUUUUUGCUUAUUACUUAUAAAGGGUACUUUCUGGUCGCUUUAGUGACAUAAGAAGCUGACCAUCACCCAUCUAUUAUGUUUCUUAUAACACAUUUAGUGCUUCUUUUCUGUUUGCUGCUACAAACAUUGCCUUAUUGUUGCUUUCUGCCUCUGUAAGUGGUGCCUACACACUAUUCACAAAAUUCCAGGAAUGUUUCCCAUAAUUGCAGUUCAGAUAUUUUCAGGGCUUUUCUUGCUGUCACUCAGACACUAGAGGAACUUACUGGGUUUGAACUUGCUCCCCAUAGAGAUACAUUGAAUCAAAGCAGCUCUAAGACAGGAUGCUGGUUGGUGGUGCAUUAGACUCCCAGUGUUUACCUAAGGGAUAGCAUUGGGUUAGCUGAGCUCAUCAAGAUUGCGGAUCUUAGGCAAAGCUGCAGCAAGGAGACCAGUGCAACAGAGGAUUUAAAGUAAGUAAAUAGCCUUUUUUAAUGCAAGUGGGGGCAAUAAUCUAAAUAGUGACUAAAGCAAUGUAACGUUAGGAAUAUAAACAUGUACUACUAACACUAUAGUGUUUCUUUAAAACUUAAAUGAAAUAAAACAAGCAUGAUAUCUUAAAUGUUAUUUCUGUAUCUUUCAGAUUUCAUCUGUGAAGCAAAACAGUGUCUUACAGUCCCUGGUGAGCAGGGGAGAGGAGGCUGAACGAGAAUAUGGUAUGUCCACUCUCAUUAGUGAGCACUGUGAUUAUUAAAAAAAUCUUUCUUGCGUUAACAUCAAAUCCAGACACGUGUUGCAAUUUGCACAGAAAUCCCAGAUAGGUGCAAAACCUUUUUUAAAAAUAUAUAUAUAUAUAUAUAUAUACUUUUUUUAUUUGUAUUUUUGCAGUGCAUAAGGGUACAGACAUGCUUGAGGUGCCCCAGCAGCAGUCCGCAAGCUAAUCAUCUAUUAUUACAGUUGGACACAUUAGAUAACUUGCUAAAUUUUAUAUUAUCUCUUUCAUCGUCUACGUCUGAGCUUUGUCGGAAUAUCCUUAGGAGCUUUGCUAAGAUAUGUGCGUAAUAUCGCUCUUAAUAACCUCAGAUAAGAUAGUAGAUUAUAUAGCACGGUACCAUUGCCCUGAGCAGUAGCUAUGUAUCAAUUAAUAAAGAGAAGGAACUAGGAGUAAACAGAGAAAAUCAUAUGAAAGACAUGGAAGGCAUAAGGUAACUUGUAAAGUAUCACUAGCUAAUGGUUGGCGGUUUAUAACUCCGCUGCUUUGCUCUCAUGGCAGAAGGCUUAUGUAGCAGUCCCCCUUCUCACUUAACCUACUCCUGUUCUUAGUGUGCUGGCCAUGCCAUCCUUCGAAUUCUCCUUGCCUGCACGGGGAUCUCUCCAGCCUCAGGUCUGUUCGAGGGCCGUCAUCUGUGUACCACAGACCUGGUUUCUGUAAUAAGCCAAGACUAUUCCCAGCAGGGAGCAGACAGAGGAUUCAGAUGUCUUCCGACGUGUGUCACGGGCAAUCUUCCGACCUUGUGAUUGAUGCAGGGUAAAUAUGCCCCUUGUGGCUCUCAGCCUGGGAAGGCAGGUCUCGUGGGUGUCCUCGCUGGGAUUCCGCCUUGAGUAGGUCCCCUCACUGGCAGUCGCUUGGGUCUCCCUUGCUUUUGUUAGCCUCAGUGGCUUGGACGUGGUGCUUCAGUCUGCUCCAGAAAUGCUUAAAUAUGGCAUCCAGCCUCCUUAGGGAAUCUGCCACGUGGUCGCGGGUGGCUGCCUGCAUUGCACUCUGUGUUCAGUUGCAGGAGCGCAGCAGCUGCAAUCUUGCAGGGUCGGGGUUCCUGCACAGCGAUCUCAUCAGAGUGGCAAGUGCCCGUGUUAGUCGUUCUCGUGAGUUCUGAGGGGACCAGGAUGACCCCUGGUCUCAUGUAGCUUACCGGGGGUUAAGAAUGCCGCGGAGUCAAGCCCUAGGUUUAAGCGCGGGUGGAUCGGCCUCGUCCCAGGUAGGCCGCAGCAGGGCUCUCCGUGUGAGUGAGUGCUGGAAUAAGUUAGCAAUUAGCUAGCCCGGGGUCCCCUGACACCCUCAGUAUGUGAAUGAUGGAUGUGGGAGCCUCAAAAUCAGGUGAAAUACCCCAAAUACAGGCAUUUAAUGCAGGAGCUCUGGCUUCCCACGUCUAGUCGGCUUGGAGGUCAGGCUCUGCCACCCCGCAAAAACUUGUGUAUGCCAAGAUCUCUUUAGGGUUCUUAUAAUUAGCCAGUAUGCAAGGUGAAAAAUCUAAUUGCCAUUUUGGUUUAAAGAAGAAAUAUUUUUCACGUCUUUGAAGCAGUAAUGGGAGUUUCUUAAAUUGAGGUUUUUGGGAUCCUUCUUUUGGAUCAAUAGCUGUAGCAAAUGACUUGGUUGUUUUCUUUUUUUUAUCUUCACAACCUCUAACUAUGUAACCUUUAAAUGAAUGCACUAAGCCACAGGCAUUUUGAUUCAGUUGUGUUUUUUUUUUUUUUUUUUCUUAGUGAAAUUUUGUUUUAGUUUUUUUUUUUUAAUUACCUGUGCUCUGCCUGGAAUCCAUGGCCCACUCCCUCUUUAGCCUCACUGAUAAUAGGUAAACUAUACUUCUACAUUAUCAUGCAAAAUUCCAUCCAGUCAUUAAUUGACCAUCAAAUGGCAGCAAUUAGUGUGUCCAAAGGCGGCAAGGCCUGAAGUUUCAGAAAUUAUAUACAGUUUUGACUUUUUUUUUUUUUUUUUUGUAAAUAUCAUUUUUAUUUCGGUUUGUAUUGUUAAACAGUAAUUCACUUUGAGAUUCGCAGAUCUCCACAAGCCUGUUAGGUAUAAUAUCCAAAGCACAACACGUGCAAAUAGAAUUUAAAACAUGCAUUAGUUCGGGCGCGCAGGCCCACAGUAGUGGCAGACUCUCAAGUCACGGUCAGUAUAUAAUUAUCUUCCCUGGACUGGUGUUUCAUUUGUUUGAUUACAUUGUUACCUGUGUGUUUUGCUUAUGCUUAACAUUACAUUGUUGCAUUCAGGUCGCUAUGUUCGUUGUAGCAUGGUUAAGCCUUUGUUGUCUAGAUUGUGGGGCCCUCGGGUCAUUCUAGUACGUGUCAUUGGUGGUCGUUAUUGAACAUAGUCUGCUGAUGUUAUUACGUCUUACAGGUUUCAUUUACCUGGCAAGUGUCCGGGGCUCAUGGUUGUACUAACUUAGUCAGUCCACUUUUGUCUUGUUUGCGGGCCUGCACCUCUCUGAUGGGCGCGUAUCUAAUGCCUCGGGAAUGGGGGGGUUAGGUAUAGGUGUGGAAGGAGGGAUUGGGUUAGUCUUCUGUCUUUGUCAGUCAGUUGUGUGUCCUCAGGUGGUCGGCCUUGUAUUAGUGUCUGGAAGUCAGGUUUUGUAGUCGUCAGUAUCCAGUGUGUCCAUAUGUCAAGGUAUGUCUGUUGUUGCGGUCCAGCCGCAUGCAUGGUGAGUUCUUCUAUGGCUCUUAGGUCCUCCAUUUGGGUGAACCACGUGUGUAUGGAUGGGGUCUCUUUUUUUUCUUCCAGAACUGUGGGAUAGUCUGUUUUGCUAUGUUAAGAAUCCGGAUCGUGAGUGAUUUUUUUUGUAUUUGGAUGUUGGGGUUUUUGUAUGAUGAAGUAGCAUGGCUGCCGGUUCUAGUGGCGGUGGGUUGUCUGAGAAUCGGGAUAGUAUUUUGUGGAUAGUGUGCCAGAAGGUUUGUAAUAGCUCGCAUUCCCACCUUAUGUGUAUGUGUGUUCCUGGUGCCUUGUCACAUCUCCAGCAUAGGCGGGACUCAUUUGCGUGUAUGUGGUGUAUCGUGGCAGGUGUACGAUACCACUGUGUAAGCAAUUUGUAGGCUGUCUCUUGGCUUUUGCUAAAAACGAAACAAUGGUGUACGAAAGUGCAUAUUUUUUCCCAUUCCUGGGUGCUGAAUGUUUAGUUCAAGGUUUCCUCCCAUUUUCCCAUGAAUUUUGGCACUUCCCACGGGGUCUGUGAGUGUAGGAGGGAGUAUAGGUGUGACACUCUGUGUGGUAGCGGAUCUGGGUCUGUGCACAGCCUUUCGAAGGCAGUGAGGUCUCUGCCAAGAGCCUCCCUUUGCGGGAGAAGUCUCAUGUAGCUGCGAAGUUGUUCGUAUCUAAAUUGUGUUAGGAAAGGCCGGGGGGCCUCUCCACACAUCUGUUAAGCCCUUCAGUCCUCGUCUGGUGCACACGUCUCAAUCGUGGCAGUGGGUCUUCCACCAAGGUUCGGAGGGCCCGCGGGUCCAUGCCCGGCGGAAAGUCUGUGUUGUAGGUGAGGGGCAACAGUGGGGAUGGAUACGUGGAAAGGGCGUGUCGUCCUAUGCUUCUGCGCCACACCGUCAAUGUCGCUUUGGUGUAAGCAGAGUAAUGUCUUUUCCCCCCCCGUCCCCACUUGCGGGGAGCCACAGGAGAAGGGCGGCAGGGAUACCCGCCUCCCUCGCCUCUGCCUUUUUCCAGAGCUUGGUGACCCCCGUUUUGGACCACUCGACAAUGAGUUGUAGGUGACAUGCUUUGUAGUAUAGUGUAAAGUCUGGUAGGGCUAGGCCCCCUUUGUCCUUGGGUUUUGUGAGCAGUGAGAAUUUCAGUCUGGGUCUCCUCCCAUCCCACACGUAAGCCCCCAGUGCCCUUCUAAGUGUCGUGAAAAAGGAAGUUGGGAUAACUAUGGGUAGGGCCUGGAAAAGGUAGAGUAGUCUUGGUAAAAAAUUCAUCUUCACCACUUGCACUCUACCCAGCCAGGAUAUGUGAGGGAAGGCCCAGUCUCCCAUUUCUUUCCGAAACUGGAGAAGUAUCGGGCGAAGUUGGUCGUGUAUAAGUUCGCUGCUUUUGCUGUUAGCCAGGUGCCUAGGUAGCGUAUUUUAUCUGUAGCCCAUUGGAAUGCAUGACUCCGGUGAAGCUGGGCGGCCCUCUGCGUAGGUAGACUUAUAUUUAAAAUAUAGGAUUUUGAGAAGUUGAUUUUCAGACCCGAUAGUGUUCCGAACUUCUGGAAUGCCUGUACUAGGUUAGGUAAGGAGACCUCCUGGUGAGUUAUAAAAAAACAGGUUGUCCGUAUAUGCGGCUAUUUUGUGUUGUGUGUCUCCUGUGUUGACUCCCUGAAUGUCCGGGUGGCAUCUGAUGGUAUUCAGGAAGGGCUCCAGGGCUUGGACAAACAGUAAUGGGGAUAGGGGGCAGCCCUGGUGUGUGCCAUUAUAGAUUGGGAAGGCCUCCGUAAGUGCCCCAUUGACCAAAAUGUGUGCCGUCGGCUGGGAAUAAAGGGCUCUAAUCCAUCCCUGGAGGUGUGGACCCAUGCCCAUGUGAGCCAGCGUCCGGACCAUGUAUUCCCAGCAGACCCUGUCAAAGGCCUUCUCCGCGUCUGUGGACAGCAGGAGAAGGCCCGUGUCAUCCCCUGUCUUCCUGUGCAUGAGUGUGAGGGCUCGGAUGGUAUUAUCUCUGGCCUCCCGGCCCAUCACAAAUCCCACCUGGUCCGCAUGGACCAGCCUGGGUACGUGCGUCUGGAGUCUGGUCACCAGGACCUUUGCCAGCAGUUUAAGGUCGUUAUUGAUGAGGGAUAUAGGUCGAUAGCUCCCGCAGUGCUCUCGAUCUUUGCCUUCUUUAGGAAUUAUGGUGAUAUGUGCCGUCAGUGUCUGUCUGGGGAUGUUGUGUCCCUCUCUGAUUGCAUUAAACAUUGCUAGUAGUGGGGGGUAUAGAGUGUCUGCAUAUCUCUUAUAGCAUUUAAUGGGCAGACCGUCUGGGCCUGGGCUCCUCCCUGGUUUGGUGUUUUUAAUUGCGAGUGCCAACUCCUCCGAGGUGACGGGUUCCUCUAACUGGUCUGCUACUUCCGUUGUUAGGGAGGGGAGUGUAUGGGUCCUAAGAUAUUCGUCUAUAGAGUUACGGAGCUUUUGGGCGUGUGUAUCCGUUUGUGGCCUUGGUAAAGAAUACAGCUCUGUGCAGUAUGCCCGGAUAAUCUCCUGUAUCUUAGUGGGUGUCUGUGCAGGACCCCUCCUUUGUCCCGUAUGCGGUCAAUGUACGUGUCUUGUCGUUUUUUUGUUGAGCAUGCGCACCAGGAGUUUCCCACUCUUAUUGCCAUGUACGGCAAAAAAUGCCUUAUGGCGCAGUACUUCCCUAUGGUGUAGAGAGUGUAGAAGUGUAGUCAGUUCCCUCCGUAAACAGUGUGUGGGGAGAUGGAGUUGUUUGUUGAGGGCGUCCAGUUGUUGUAUGUCUGUCAGUAAUGUAGUCAUACGCGCUUCCCUCUGUUUCUUCAGGUGUGUGCUCUUUUGGAUAAAAUGUCCCCUAAUUACGCUUUUGUGUGCUUCCCGCCGUAUGGUGGGGGAGGUCUGGUCACUAUUGUUUGUAAAGUAUUCUUUUAGUGUUGUUUCUAUCUCUGUUGCCACCUCUGGCCUUGCAAGUAGUGCUUCAUUUAAUCUCCAUUUGGAGACCUUUGGUUUGAAUUGGGGGGAUUUCAGUGUGAUGAUCACCGGUGCAUGGUCUGACCAUGUCGCGGUGCCCUGUUCGGCUCGAAGCACUAGCGGUAAGUGGUAUUGUGACGUAAAGAGGUAGUCAAUUCGGGUGUAAGAGUUAUGUGGAUGGGAGUAAAAGGUAUAAUCCUUCUCGUCGGGGUGCAGUGCCCUCCAGCAGUCCACCAUUGUUGCCCUUGCCAGUAAGGUCCUGAUUGCCGUGAUGUGUUGUGCAGGGAUGUGUGUGUGUCCUAGAGAGGAGUCCCAUUUAGGGUCCAGAGCUACGUUCAGAUCUCCCCCCAAUACCAAAACGCCCUCUGUGAAUCUCUUAAGGGUGCGAAGUAUCCGGGCUAUAAAUUGAUAUUGCCUGCGGUUUGGGACACACAUAUUAGCAAAAGUGUAUUGUGUGCCCGCUAUCUCUCCCUUUAAGAAGGUGUAGCGUCCUUCCGGAUCAGUCAUCACUCCUGUCUCUUUAAACGGGAUGCGUUUGUGAAGGCGGAUCGCUGUGCCUCUGGACUUCCCUCCCUGAAAAUCGCUGUAGUAGCCUACGGGAUAGUGUUGGUUUGUCAGUGUGGGUCUGGACCCUUCUCUGAAGUAUCUCUCCUGUAGAAACACUAUGGAUGCCUUAUGGGUUAGGAAUUCCCUCAUGGCUCCCGAUCGUUUUUCGGGCUUGUUUAGACCCCUGGUGUUGAGAGAGAGAGAAUUGUGAUAGGGGCCAGGGCAAUUAACGUGGGUGGCAUCGUUCCGUCGGUUGUGUGUGAAUGCUGUUGUGUGUCCGUCAAGGUAGUCUAGGGUUGGGUUGGGGGGGGGGGGUUUAGGGAAGCGUGGGGUAACCGGGGGAGGGAAGGUUAAGGGCUGUAUUUCACAGUCCCUGUAUCGGUAAAGAAUCGCUACGUGUAGCGAUAUCGGAGAUGAGCGACAGAGGGCAGUAAGUCCCCCGCCCACCUGUGGGCGAGGGGGGUACCGCUCGCCUGAGUCUUGUCGCUCAAUCCAGUAGGGCUGUCGAAGGAGUCCAAGAAUUCCCAAGUGGGCAGAACCCAGGGAACUAAGUGUGCUCACAAAUCGGUCGUUGCAGACCACUAUGAUCUCUCGGGGCUCCACCCAGUCAGGACCUUCCGUCUCCCAGCUUACGGCUCGAUCUGUCCAGAUUGUAGCAAGUGUUUCAACCUCACCAAAUAACAACAUUAUUAACUUGAACAUAUUUGAUAGCCAUAACAUAAACAUUGUACAACUUUACCCUCAUGUAUCCGUUCUGUGUAGGUCGGUUACUGACCUGUCCCGCCUCCCCCCCCCUUCCUAUACUCCCCCACCCCCCUUCCUCCCCCAACUCUGGAGGGCGAUUCCUGGUCUGAGCCUGCCCCAGGGCUGUGCCGGUGGGUCCAUUAAUUGGAAUAGCCAUGGUUCCCAUCCCCCCCCCCCCAACGGGAUGUAUGGAGUGGGUCCCUCCCAGAGGAGUCUGUAACCCCCUUAGAGCUUGCGUCCCCUCACCCCAAGUCUGUACCCCACCCUCCCGGACCCCACAUUCCGUCAAUACUUGCUGUGUGAAGAGGCAGGCUGAAGUCCAGACUGAGGCGGUGUGCCAGGGGUUCUUAGUAGUUCAUAAAGUUCCAGGGCUUAAUUGCCCACAUUGUUCGGGGGCGGUGAGGAGGAGAGGGGAAAAAAAAAAAGUUUUGCAAGUCACCUUAUGUCUACAUAAUCAGAAUUCCUGUCUUGUAGCAGGAGUCGGCUUUUCGGUCUUCUAUGUUUGAAGUGGUUGACGUGGGGGGGGGGGUCCGCGGUCCUCAGUUAGGUGUCCCUGCCAGCCUAAUCGUUUGUGUGCGAGGGAGUCUCAUCCUUUGGGGUCGGGGGCCUGUGCCUUGAGGCCUGGGACCAGUGAUAUAGAAGUUUAGCGGGUUUGACCAUGUUAUACCCUCAGGUAUCAGGUUUAGCUCCCUUUGGACCGCCAUGACGUCUUCUUCCCCUGUAACCAUAAAGGGGCCGCUGGGUGUUGCAACUUGUAGGCCCGUGGGGAAGCACCAGCGGUACCUGAUGUUGGCUGCUUGUAGUUGUCUCGUAAGGGGUCUCAUCGCUCUCCUGUAUGUCAGGGUUGCCGGGGAGAGAUCCGGGAAUAGCUGGACUUCUGCGCCUUCCAUUAGGAUUUUGUCUGUGCCCCUGGCCUUGCGGAGGAUCUCCUCCUUCAGGGGGAAGCUCUCCAAGCAACAGACUAUAUCCCGAGCGGGGCCCUCCGGGGGUCCCUGAGGCCUCAGUGCUCGGUGCGCGCGCACAAAGCCUAUGGGUGUCUGGAUUGGCCGGACCAGUAGUUUGUUGAAUAGUUCUAAUAGUGUGUUCGGAAUUGGUGUUUUUUUGUCCAGCUCUUCAGGCACUCCCCUUAUGCGGAUAUUCUGUCUCCUGCCCCUGUUAUCUAGAUCCUCCAUAUGUAAUGCCAUUUGCUGUAAUACCUUGGUGUGGUGUUGUAGUCUGUCUGUGUUCGCCGUCUGGGCGGCAGACAUGUGAUCACAGUCUGCUUCAAGUUGCACCACUUUCUGGCUGAGGCCUUGUAUAUCCUCUCGCAGUGCGUGGAGUUCUGUCGUUAUGGAGGUACGUAAUUCUGUGUUCGCCAUCCUCAGAUCUGCUUUCGUGGGUAGUUGUUUCAGGAUUGAGACCAGUUCUGGCGUGGAUGUAGGGGGGAUUGUAUGUGGCUGGUCCCCUUGCGGUGAUCGCGGGCGAGAUAUGCCCGAGGUCGCGGAGUCACUUGAGGCCUGUUGGUCUAGGUCCGCCUGUGUCACCAGGUAGUUUUUCAUGGAGGGGUUCGGGGUGCCUUUUGGGGUGUCCGCGGGUCGUUGGGCACACGAUGUGCGGUGGGUCUUCCCCAUUUUGGGCGUUAGGCUGUGCAGUCGGUGAGGUUUUGUGGUGAGCCUGCGGAGAGCUCGUGGAUUAGGCUGCCAUCUUCUCGGACAUCCAAGCCACGCCCCCAGUUUUGACUUUUUUCACUGUUAUUUAUAGCACCAGGCUAUCAGGUAUUUGACAUUUAUUUUGUAAUCUGUGAAGCGUUCUUUCAAGUACUGUAUAUGAGCUGUAGCAGCUAAAACUAAAUGAAAUCCUAGUCAUAUAAUGUACUUAAAAAUUGGGAGAAAGGCAUUAAUCCAUCUUGGGGAGAUUCAGCUUUAGCUUUACUAAUUAUGCUCAAAUUAUUAUCUAGGAUGAAGCAAACCAUUUUUCUCCCAUUUGACUUAUUUAUUCUUAUUAACUCUCUGUUAACUUCCUUCAGCAAUCACUUAAAAAUUCCCCCUGCUACCUCUCGUCUCAGAGCCCCAUUAUAUUCUUUAUACUAUAAGCACACGGGCUAUCUAACUAAGCACUUUGUAUAAAAGAGCUUCAAUGGUUAGAUCUCCACUUAUGGGCAGGGCCCUCGCUACCUUUUUGUAUUUCUGUGUAUGGUGUACGUUCUCCCCUAAUUGUACAGCGCUGCGGAAUCUGUUGGUGUUUUAUAAAUGUCAGUAAUAAAUAAACAUCGUUAUUCACUAAAGUUAAUAGCCCUUUAAAUAAGUUAUACACUUAGGGUAUCACAAUAGGCUUUUGUAUGUGCAGUGCAGGCUAUUGUAAUAUCACUGUUUGUCUAUGGAGUUUGUAUUGCUGCCUGCUGGACUUUAUACACCUGUUGGCAAUGAAUCUACACUUGUAUUCACAGUAGCUCUGUAUUUGCAGAUAGCGAAGAAUUGCUGAAAGCUGAACAGGAGUGGGAGGAGCUUGAAAACAUACAAACAGGUUAGAUGUCGCAUAUUUUAACCCCAAUGCAGUCAAGAAUGUAUCUCAAUUAGUGACUGAUUAAGAACAGGUCAGAUCUUGGGCAACACCGUCACAAAGGCACCCAAUGUGUUAAUGAAAAAGAAUAAGCUAGCCCUCAAUUGUUUUAUUCCUGUUAAUAUGUGUGGGGUUUCUCCCGGACGUCUGCUUUUUGCCUGUGUAUUGAUUAGGCCACCCCCGCAAAAUCCUAUUUAAAAAAAAAAAUAAAAAAAAAUUAUCCUAUAAAAAUAUAUAUAUAUAUCUCUUCAAAAAACCUUUAGUUGAACUUCCAUCUCAUUAAUUCAUGACAAAUCUCACUAGGAAAAUUAAAAUUGACUCUCUUUCUGAUCACUUUAUCACACACACGUGCGCAGACAUAUAUAGAUAAACGUACAUUCUCCCACAAACACAGAACUGCAUCCUCAGUCCUCUGAACACCGAAUCCGCAAAUCAGCACAAUUUGAGUCUUUGCUCAGUGAAUGCGUAAAACUGUUCAACUUUACAUUAUCUAAAAGCAUUUUAUAUUAUGUUCACAUUUUAGUAUUUGUUAUUAAAACACGUUUUAUGGUUUGUUUUAGGACUCUUUUGUGAAAAACCAGGUAGGAACUCAACCGGUAAAACCGGUAACCUUACAUUGACCUUGGAGUGCAGUUUGAUUAUAUAGUAACGUGUAUGUUUUGGGUUAUAUGUGUGGAAAGAGAAGAAAUCUGAUCUGAAUAUUAAAAAAAGCUUUUAAUGCUGUAUUUCAUUAGAUUAGAACAGUAACCGGUGCAGUGUUGUAACUGUGGCUAAUGGUAGAGUGGUGGAACAUAUAUGGAGGUGUAGAAACAGCAGUGUAUGCGCUUGGUUUAGUAAUACUAGACACUUGGCAGAGUAUAUGAGGAGGGCAUUACUUUUGGUUUGUUGUGUGUAAGUUUCUGAUAGAAGGUUGGAGAGGCUGGAGGAAGGCACAGUGCAAUGAUUUCAUGAGUUUGGUUACCUGCUUCAUCUUGACUUCUGAAAUUUGUUUUCCUGUAGAUUUUCCUAUGGUAAAUCUUUUGAACUGACCACCAUUUACCACUGUUUAGGGCUACUGAGUGAUCUCCCUGGACAAACACCAUUAAUCUCCUUUAACGAGGCGUUGCAAUACUUCCAGACAGCAGAUUUAUCGGAAUUUAGGGUAUGUAUUUAGGUACAAGCACUGUUAACACACCCAAUUCAAUGUUGAUACCUUGGAUUGCUUUAUGAGAUUCUAAUUUUUCUCGGCACUGAUUUAUGAUGUCACAUUUAGGGCUGUGGAAAAAUGUAUAUACAUAGUUGCAGGAACUUCUAACCCAUUUUGCCCAACUGUUACCUCUUUAAGUCUAUGGUUCUUUUAAAUUACUAGAUGUGGACAAACAUUAAGGUGAUAUUAUUGCAUAAUAUCAUUAGUAAAUAGACAAAGGUCAUUUAAAAUUCACCCUGGUAGCUUCUACAAGUAGAAUGAUAGUUUGUUUAAAUGGACUAAAAUGAUGUACAAUACCUUCUUUCAUCUUCACGGUACUAAAAUGGAUUGUUUCAUUAUAAGCAAAUAUUCCUUUGAUUUAAUGUAAGAGGAAAAAACACUUCUUGCUGACAAAUACCAGCUUCCACUGCUGAAAUGUAUUAUUUAAAAAUGGAGUUCCCACGGCCCUGCAGGAUAAAAUGAGGUUAUAUCUUGGACACAAAUGAAUGGUGCAUUGGGAUACGAUGUGAUUGCAUGGUCAACAGUGAAAUAACCCCCCCCACCCCUGAUUCUCGUGCUGUCUCUGCAAUUAUGAGUAGUGCUUCAUUAUUCUUCAGCCUAACAACUCAAUAGGAAGGGUAUUGAGGGAGACAGCAAAUAGACAUGGUGGGAAAGUAGCAGAACUGGAGGUGAGAGUGGAGUGUGGCCCUUUAGGAGAGAGCAAGAGGAAGGUUUGAGAGAUAGAAGUUACUCUUGGAGGCCAUAAGCAAUCCUGAAAAGAUGGGUUUUGAGGGACUUCUUAAAGUAUUAAAGACUAGGGGAGCGUCUGACAGGGGUAGGCAGGCUGUUCCAAAGGAAAGGAGCAGCCCGAGAGUAGUCUUGCAGGCGUGAAUUUUCAGUAAGGGUGCGAGCAGCAGACAGGAAAAGGUCACCAGUAGAGCGGAGAGACCGAGAGGGGCAUACCUAUGAAUCAGUGAAGAAAUGUAAGAGGGACUAGAGUUGGUUAAGGUUUUAUAGGUAAGGGUUUGUAUUUUAAAUUGAGACCUGUAGGGUACAGGAAGCCAGUGUAAGGAUUGACAGAGGGGUGAGGUGUGAGAGGAGCGACGGGUAUAAAAGAUCAGCCUGGCAGCAGCAUUCACUUCAUUCGACGGGACAUAUUUUUGUAAUAGUGACGAUAAGUAGGUGGGAGCAGCAUUGUGUAGAGAUUUGUAAUCAAGUAUCAGCCUAUUAAACUGAGUCCUAUAUCUUACGGGAAGCCAAUGGAGGGACUGACAAAGGGGGAAGGCAUGGGAGGUGCGGGCAGACAGGAAGAUGAGCCUCGCCGCCACAUUCAUUACAGACUGUAACGGGGCAAGUUGGGAACACAUAAGACCUCCUGUGAAGCGGAUUACAGUAGUCAAGGUGAGAGAGGACAGCAGCAUGGACAAGCACCUUUGCCGUAUCAGGUGUUAAAUAGGGUCGGAUGCGCUCAAUGUUUUUGAGAUUGAAGUGGCAGAAUAUAGCGAUUGAUUGUACAUGAGGGGUGAAGGAGAGGUCAGAGUCAAGGAGAACACAUAGGCAGCGAGCCUUAGAGGUAGAGCGUAUGGUAGCGCCAUUGACUUGGAGGGCAAGGAAGUAGCAGCACUGGAGGGGGGGGAAGUCCAGAAGUUCUGUUUUGGAGAGGUUCAGUUUAAGGAAAUGAGCAGCCAUCCAAUUGGAAAUAGCAGAGAGGCAGUCAGAGACACGAGUCAAGAGGGGUGGUGAGAAAUCAGGGGAGGACAGAUACAUUUGCGUGUCAUCCGCAUUGAAAUGAUACUGGGGGCCGAAGGAGCUGAUGAGUUUACCAAGGGAGACCGUGUAGAUUGAGAACAACGCAAUACACUGAGUGAGCGCUGGGAGAGGUAGGAAGAGCACCAAGAGAGAGUAUCUUGUAGACCGAGAUUACAGAGGAUGAGAAGAAGCUGUUGAUCAACAGUGUUAAAAGCAGCAGGAAGGUCGAGGAGAAUUGAGUAGGGGCCAUGGGAUUUAGCAGUGAUAAGAUCAUUGUAUACUUUGGUCACAGCUGUUUCAACAGAGUGACGAGCGUGGAAUCCAGAUUGAAGCGGGUCAAGCAGAGAGUUGGAUUCGAGGAAGUCUGUCAAUCUUGCAGACACAACUCGCUCAAGGAUCUUGGAGACAAACAGCAGUAGCGAAAUAGGGCGGUAGUUGGACGGGGAAUUAGGGUCAAGGUUGGGCUUUUCCAGAAUCGGGGUUACGGUUGCAUGUUUGAAGGGUAGAUGAAAUGUGCCAGAGGAGAGGGAGAGAUUGAAAAUUUUAGUGAGACACAGAGCAAGAGAAGGAGACAAAGUGCGGAUGAGAUACGAAGGAAUAGGAUCAGCCGACUCUCUCAGCUAAUUAAACUACAUGGCCAGCAUCCAGUUUCUGCAGAAUCCAGAUGUCAUAAACCCUGCUUCAGUGCAGACCUGGUGCACAGUAACACCCAGGUAAAAGGGCAAACCAUUGAUAAAGUAUUUGCCACAUUACCAGAAAAUGGAGCCGGGCUAUCCUCCUAUUAUAACCACUGUAGCAGGCUAUUGUGGUUAUAAUGCUUGGAAUAACCCUUUAAAAUAGUUGUUUUUUCAUACAUUUGGCCUUGUAACCUUGUAAUGAAGUUGAGUAAGAUUUAAAAAAAAAAAAUUUAUUCAACUGUUUAGAAACUAUGCUCUACUGUGCUAUUUUUAUAUUGUGAGUAAUCUUGGGAAGUUCUGUCCAUUCUCACCUUUUUAGGCAAAAGGUUUAUAUUUCAUGAGUCCCUUUCAUGCAUACAUGAGUUCUGUUUCUGCAAUGUGUCCAAAGUUCUCUGUAUUGAUUCCUUGUGAACUGAUAUAUGCAGCAAGUUUGUUGGGUGUGUUUAUCCCCAGAAUAUUGAAAACUUAUUAUUUUGCUAAGGAUUGUGAAACGGUUUGACAGAAAACGUUGUACUGUACAUGCUGAAAUUCAUGUUCUUCGCACACUGCCUUUAAGAACGUGCUGACACAUUGACUUCAUUGACUAUCUUCAGAUAGAGUAAUUUCUUGUUUUUAAUAGGUGUGAAAAAGCACAACUACAAAUAGGUUGUUCAGAUCUAUGGCAUAUGAAGUGAAAAAGUGAGAUAAGCAUAUCUUGCUAUGGGGGGGGAGGGGGUUGAGUGAAGAAAUAGUUUCACAUAAACAUAUUUUUAAAAUGUAUUUUUACCUGUUGGUGUCAGACUUCAUUUCCAGGUGUCCUUACCUUGGCCCCAUGUACAUACAGCAUUCUUUGAUGCAAUGACAUGCUAUCAUUGGUAACUACCUAUAGGCACCAUGAAUGUCUGAGACAACUGUACAUCCUAUAUGUAAAACUCUGAAAUCUGAAAAAUCAGGUGUUGGAGAUACCCUGCAGAAAGGAGCAUAUGAUGUUGUUAUUAUUUCUCUGACACUUAAGCUUUCCCUUACUUUUUUCAACCCAUGUCCUCAGACAAGGAUUCAACCCACAGUUCGGCGUUCUGGAUUCUCUGCAAUUUCACACUUUCUUUUUGGACCCCCAAGGCUUAACCGAGAACUUCAUGCGGAGCGUGAUUUGGUGCUGGCAAUAGCACAGUGUGAGUAAUAUGCAGCGAUUACAGGACUAAUAAAAUAUGAAGGGCUUUUGGGUAUUGGUGGUAGAGAUGCGUAUUGUACAGUACUCCUGGUGUCUCUACUCAGGUCCCCUGGACUGUGGUCAGCAAGUUCACAUCAGAGUCCUACAGACCAUUUACAAAAGGCUGACAGGAGCCCGGUUUGACUGCCCUGUGUAUGGAUCACAUUGGGAGCAACUGGGAUUCCAAGGUGAGUUGUAAUAGAGGAAAGGUUCUUUAGACAAUGCAUUGACCAUUUGGUGUUCCUUAAAAUGCAGUACCUCUUCUCUCUUUUUACAUAUUCUCUAUUCCUGUAUGAUACAUAUUUGACGGCUAAUCUUUCCAGCUGUUCUCCUUGAUUACACAGCUGUAAAUACUUGUUCUGUUUUGCUUGUGUUAGGCUGUUUUUCAUUAUGCCAUUUUACAUUCUCCAUUUCUGCAGGUCUAGAUCCUGGAACAGAUUUAAGAGCAGCUGGACUCCUGGGUCUAAUGCACCCACUGUACAUGGUAAUGGAACCCAGAACCUUACCCCUCGCACAUGAUAUUUACCGUUUGUCACAGCAUCACACACAGGUUCGUUUUCACAUACCACGUCAAUAGAUAUGCAUGCUUGUAUGUAUAUACCAGUGGCUUGGCUUAUUUUAUAUAUGUGUGUCCUAUUCCUCCUGUCUGGCAAUUUAAACUGUUAACUGGUACUAAAAGUCUAAUGAUCCAUGUUGAAAUCUAGCACUUUAGUAAUCAUCACUAUGUAUUCCUCAUGCUGUUAAGAUUAUCCAUGCCCUGGCAAUCCUGAUAAUCUGACAGUCCAAUGCCUCCUUACAAGGAAGGAUUGGGAGCCUAGUACCCAUGCAUAGCAAAUCAUCACACGGCACCAAUCCUUAUAGAGAUGCAGUGAUUCAUUGUAUAUCUGUGGGAAGUGUUUAGCAUGUCCAUGCAGAGCUUGGAAAUGACAAACUUGGGACCUGCUGUCUUGCAGGAUCGAACCCAGAAAGUGCCUUUAGUGGCAGUCCAAGUGACAGCUAUUAGAGGGUGUCCUUGGAAGCAGAGUCAGCAUUGCAGCAUGUAGCCUGCUGAGGCUUUGUUGACAUUCUAUUUGCCCCAGUUCCACUACAUUAAGCACUAGUCCCUUUAAACUUGGAAGAAAACAGAAAAAAAUACAAUGAAUGUCUCACUAGAUCUCACUGCACCUCACAAGCCAAGUUAUCUCUGCUAAUGGGUUAAGACAUGCAAGAAGAAGAAAAUGCAUAUAAUGUAUAAAUUACAGUUUCCUCUCAAUUUCCAAGGAAAAUCCUCCUCUGUCUCCCUGUUAAAAUCACAGCUGAUCAGUAUUUUAAUCUUUUUUUUUUUUAAUCUUAUGCAAUCUGUACUAUUCUGUAGUUUGUUUAUAAUUUCAAAAAUAUACCCCUCUGAUAUCACAAUCUUUAAAACAGAAAUACAUAUUCACAAGAGAUACCCUGUGUCAUUUAUUUGUUUUUGUAAAAGAAAACAAUAUCAUAAAACAAGAAGUAAAAUUAUUUUGAGUGCACCCCUCGCCUCGUAAGAGGUGCAUAUUUCAGGAUGAUCUUUAUGCACCAACUGUAGAGUGAUUAGCAAACCUACUUUUGAAGACUGACAACCACAAUUUUGUGAAUCAGUUCCAACAAUUCCUGGGUUUGGACUGUGCCAUUUGCAUGUUUCUAACUCAAGUUUUACUGAAUAAAAUGUCACACACUCUCUCAAACAAUCCACUUGUGAAAUUAUUAUUUUGAGUCCUUUUCUUUGCAUUGAUCUUUGCACCUACGUGUGUAUGUGCAGUUUUAUUACUCCACUUGCCAUCAUUUUAUCCACAGAACUUUCCUUUCUGUAUAAUGUCAAUCAAUAUCACCAGAAUCUGCAUCCAGGCUUUGAGAGAAGAGCGGGUAUCUCGGUAAGUGGCAGUCUGUGUGAGGCUUUAGUCUGUACUUUAUUCCUCAUUUAUUUAUUUACAUAUUUAUCUUUUGUUGUUGUUGUAUGUGCAUUAGUACUAACUCCAUCUUCCUAUUACUCUGUGGUAGGGAAUGUAAUCGCAGACAACAAGUCUUUGCUGUGCUUAAUGAUUUUUAUGUGGCCGUUUUUUACCACCUCUACCACAUGUGGAAAACACAGAACAAAACUAUCAGUGACUCCGGUUUUGUCCUCAAAGGUAAAUGUAGAGUUAUAUUCCUGUCUGUAUUGCCUGGCUGCAAGCCUGACCUUUAAUAAAUGGGGAAAAAUAUAACUGGGUGUAAGAAUAAGAUAAGGAAUUUCCUGGGGGUAGGCACUGGAUGUUUUUAUAUCCAUUUAUAAUAUAAGGGCAUCAACUGGGUUAAUAAUACAUUCAUUUCAGGAUCCUUCUAAAGAAAUAUUACCAUAUUUAAUCACUUUUUUAUUUUACUUUUUUAAAUAAAAAUAUUGUGCCAGUGCUCAGACCGUAUACCUGCACAUACAUGUGUGUGCACAAUAUGUAAAACAUGAUAUACCCAUUAGGCAGAUUAUGUUUUCAAAUAUUAUACUGCAGGAUACUGAUGUCAUUUGUGAAAUCUAUUCCCAGUAAUGAACUGAAUAUAAUACAGCGCUCACCUGUGCUGAUCAGUGGAGUCUAUUUUUGGGUAGAAACCAGACAUAAGUAUUUCAGUCUGCCUGACAUUAGAUGGAGUUGCACUCUUGACAUUUUUAUUCAACUUAAGCCAAUAUUGACUUAAUGGUGUCAGCAGAAAUAGCUGUCGCCGGGAACUGCAACUCCCACUAAUCUGAGGCAGCAACAGGACACGUAUCCCAGUGCUAACGAUCAGUAAACAUUGCCUCUUAUUCUACACUUCACUACUUUAGCACACUAACUCUAUUAAAUCAUAUAUAGCUUCCAGUGGAAAGUUUUGUUGUUUUUCUUUUUUUUUUUUUCUUUCUAAGAGAUCGAUGGAAAUAAUUUGAACUCUGCCUUUCAAUCCUUUGCCAAACCUCGGUAAUAUGAGACGCAGGUUCUAAAGAUAAAUUAUGACUGUUUAAUUUUGGUUGAUUAUUUUACGAAAAACGUGACAAUACAAUGAAUAUAUUUAAUCUUUCAGAUAUUUAUACAUGUCAUCAGACCUCUUAGUUUCAGAUUCCGCUAGUGGUAGUGAAGAGACACGUUUAUUUAUGUAUUUGCUACUGCUUUUUAAAAUUUGUUCUCACAUUAUAUAAUUUACUUUUCUAUGUAACAUUUCAUUACUUAUGCCUGCAGAAGUUGAAUCUUUGGCCAAGAGAAAGCCGAAAGAACUACUGCGCCAGCUGGAAUUCCACCUGAAAGAACGUCCUCUGCCAAAAGAUCUACCUCCUGAGAUUUGGUCCCAGUACUCCACAGCACCAGGCAGCCCCAAUCAUGGAGGUAGCUACAGGCACAGUGAAGAGGGAAUUUGCUUCACUGGAGUCUGUGAGCAACAAGUACAAGAAGAUCGGCUCAUAUAGGAUCACAUUUGUAAAUGAAUGGAAAGUGCACACAGAGAGUACAGAUGGUAUAAUUCUAACCACAGAGUACCCAUUGCUGGAAUUGCUCUGUCUCCAUCACAAUGUCUCCAAGCUAGACUGUAGCGUGUAGACUGUAGAGCAGGUUGAUCCUAAGAGACACAUCCUAAUCUGCUGGUCAAGCAUGAGACAUGAUGAACAGGUAGGAAACAUGAGUAAGAGGUGCAAGGUCUUUAUAAACAACAAAAACAACAAGCUUUGAUCUGGAAUCAAAUACCAGAUAGGUAGAGACUAGUACACGUAGCAAGGGUGCAAUCUGCAUGUUUUCAAAUCUGGAAGCAGGUAUCAUGUGAUCCAAACAAAUAUGAAGUGUAGUAAACUUGCUUUAAUGCAGUGUGUAGUCUGCACAGUAAGCCUGGUGUUCCCCGGGUAAUCCAAAAGAAAACCCUUAGAUAUGCAGAAAAGGUUGUCCUAUAUGUGGAGCCUUCUAGUGAAAUAGUCAAGUUAUGAGGUGGGAAUUUAUGAAGACAAAAAAUAACAAACACUUGUUAAUGUUUCAGUUACUCACGGUCCAGUUUGUAAAGAAGCUGGUCACAGCCUCAGAACAUGGAUUAUUCAAAGAUUCAGCUAUUUUGCUUUAUCCAGUGCUUCUGAUGCAGAAUUCUCUUACGAAUUGAGCCUUCUGGUCUUUGAGUAAUUAUGGGUUGAUCUAAUUGCUUCUCCUACUUUUUAAUGUUCAUAGAUUAUUCAAAGUAACAAGUUUGAAGGCUAUACAGCUGGAAGUCUGGCUUCCAUUUUUCACAAUCUCACAAGUUAAAACACUGGUCUGUUGGUUAAAACAUCCUUGUUGAUUUAGUGGAAUGUAACUAGUACAAUGUUUUUGUUUUGGGAUAUAUAUAUUUUUUUUAUAUUUAGAGGCACUUUUAAGAUAGGCAUAUACACAACUUUCUACUAAAAGGAAAGCGAAAACCCCGGUUCCAGAGGUACACUCAAUAGGAAAAUUUCCUUUAUGAUAAAUAUACAUUUUAUUGUUAAGUGAAAAAGUGUGCAAAACUCACUUUAUCUGUUUAUUGUGCCAACAGAAUUUUAAAGUCGCAUAUAGAUCACAAAUAAAACGAAGCAUUUGUGCAAUGUUCACACCAUGUGACAUAACGCUGUGGCCUCAUGCAGAUUUCCUGCUAAAUCUAUUCCACAUGGAGCUUCACCAGCUAUUAAAACUCUUUUUGUCAUGUUCUGCAAUAGGGAGAGCUAUUUAGAACAUAUAUACCCCAACACCAAUCACCUGACAGAUACCAGCUAAACUGUCGCAAUAAAAUGUUCCUUCCCUAACCCUUCUCUCUGAGGGAUUACAUAUAAUGUAGCUCAAAUGCCCUCCAUAUGAUAAUGAGAAAGGUGGUCCGUCCUUAACCCUUUAGAUGUGCUAUAAUGACUGCUCACCCAUUAAAGGGGUAAAGCAUCAUGUUUGAUAGGCUAUUGCAUUGUUGAUAAACCCAGAUGGAAUUAAAGUUUGAUAGAUUGUUUUGAUGUUUAUGAUGUAUAUUGCAUGUAUGAGGCUAUUUCCCCAGCCUGCAGCCAUCACUAUAUGGUUAUUGCAGGGAGUGUAAGCCAUCAAUGCAAUGCCCAUUUUUUAGGUUUGUAGUCAGUUUGAAUGUCAACAAAUCUUCUCUGAAUGUAUAUUUCAAAAACCCCAUUAAGUGCCCUCUUUGCACUCCACUAAUUGUAGUGGUAACAUUUUAUAUUGCACUGUUUUCAAUGCCUACAUACAAUUGUUUCAGUACAGAGUAACAACUAUGUUGACCCAUUCUCUCACAUCUUGUGACUGCAAGAGUUCUUGCUUCCCCCUUUGUUGAUCUUUUUAACCUAUGUUCCCUGUCCCUUCUCCUCCUUUUGUUAUAGCGGUUUGUUUAGUUUAUUUAAAUUUUUUUUAACCUAUUUUACAUUCCCCUUGUCUCCUUGUACGAUUAUUUCCUUUCUGCCAUCCUGUGUGAGAGUGUAUAUCCACUUCCUACACUACAAAUUCAUGAUGCAUUGCCAAAUAAGGGUAUUUCACCUCCUGCGUUAGCUCUAUUACAAUCUCUCUGAACACUCAACUAAUCCAAGUUACUUUUAGUGACAAGAAUUCUCCCCACUUGCCUACCACACAUCUCAAUUUUAACAUUUUCUAAUUCUGCUCCCAGUCACUUACCAGUAGGUCUCUGCACUUCAACUCAUGCCCCUUUAUCUAUCUAACCUAUCUAUUCAAUUUAUUCCAGCCAUCUUAAAUCAGGUGUCUAUAGAAAAAAAAAGAAAAAAACAGAGCCUAAAUGGAGGUAUGAGACAGAGUAGUAGUAAAAAAAAAUUGUGGGUUAACCCCUAAAUGGCUAGUGUAAAUGGGGGAAAAAAGGAAAAAAACUACCAAUAGGUGUCUCAACAUAGAAUCAUAAUCAAUAUUGUCACAGUAGAAUUGAACUUAAAACGUAACUUUUAAGUAUACUAAACUAGACACAUAGAAUAAUAAUAGUAAAAACAGAAAGCACAAGGCUAAAUUAUGUCCUGUUGUCUAGCUAGAG